Aspergillus nidulans FGSC A4 is the source of this 855-nucleotide messenger RNA. Its product is annotated as gamma-glutamylcyclotransferase family protein. The record is from RefSeq and is a predicted model, not a curated record. The transcript is spliced from 2 exons. Bases 1 to 675 code for a protein of 224 amino acids. Lineage: Eukaryota; Fungi; Ascomycota; Eurotiomycetes; Eurotiales; Aspergillaceae.
AUGGCCCCCCAAAUCCUUCACCGUGUAAUCCACGGCUCUCCGACGCCACAACAAUGGCAAAAAGACCUUCUCCAGUUUCGUCCCGCAGUACUGCACGGCUAUAGGAGACAUCGAGUCAGGGGAGCUGAUUAUCCGGGAAUCAUCAGAGAGUCAGAAUCGACGCAGGAUGCUGCUACGGAUGGGUCUGAGUCUGCAACAGGUAAAGCAGCGCUACCUUCAGGGCCUGAAACACGGUCGCGCGCAAGCGUUCUCGGCACUGUCGUCUCAGGCCUUACGGACGGCGAUAUCCACAGACUCGAUAUCUUCGAGGGCGCAGAGUAUAGGCGGGAAAAAGUUUCUGUGCGGAUACUGCGGGAGGCAUUAUCAAAGGACUUGAACAAUCAAGACGGGGUUCGGAAUGGGGAUGAGAACCGGGCGCAUGUGGACGCAGAUGCAGCUAGAGAUAAGCACAUCAAGGAUGUGUUGGAGGCUGCGGGGGCAGAUUUUGCAGAUGAAGAGGAGGAGGUUGAAACGGAGACGUAUGUGUGGAUUGCUGGACGGACUAUGUUAGAGGAUGCAGAAUGGGACUUUGAAGCCUUCAAGAGGGAUAAGAUGGCGUGGUGGGUUUCUGCUGAUGAAAAAUGCGUUGUAAGUUCGCAUAAGAAAAGAAGUAAAACAUGCAAACAGUCGUUCUAGGAACUCAGACUGCAAUAAGAUAAAGCAAUGCAAUGCGACGCGAUGCCAUGCUUGGUAUCUCAUGCCCCAGAAAAAUGACCACCAUCCGAAACGCCUGAAAACAUAUCUUUACUUCUAAGCAAGAUAAUAAUGCAGUUAGGGGGUUGGAGAAAGAAGAACAUGAAUAUAACCGCUAUAAGU